Molecule: messenger RNA, 1989 nt
Organism: Oreochromis aureus
Lineage: Eukaryota; Metazoa; Chordata; Actinopteri; Cichliformes; Cichlidae
Product: phosphoribosyl pyrophosphate synthase-associated protein 1-like
Exons: 10
Coding region: 496-1647 (383 amino acids)
Biological process (GO): 5-phosphoribose 1-diphosphate biosynthetic process; purine nucleotide biosynthetic process
Cellular component (GO): cytoplasm; ribose phosphate diphosphokinase complex
Molecular function (GO): magnesium ion binding; ribose phosphate diphosphokinase activity
Source: RefSeq, a predicted model, not a curated record
UUUUACCGCAGCCACAUUUUAAUUAUCCGGGCGACGUGUUUGCAGCAGCGGGUUGUAGCUGUACCUAAGGCUGCUUUUGGCAUCUUUCAGUUCCCUUUAUACUUUCGAAAAGCAGCGCGUUCGCUCUGAAUGCGUCACAGCGUAAGUGACCGCAUGAAAACGGAGAGCUCAGCUUUCCAUCUGCUGUGGACUGUGGUAGAGCGGGGGUUUGUGUGGCGGUUGGCGAAUUGUGGGUGGUCGUUGAUUCGCUAACGCUAGUGUUGCGUCCGCAUUACACGUGGAGCAUGUGCUCUUUGUUGGUGUAGCGUAUAUACAGUGUUUUUGGUUAUAGAGUUUUAGUGUUAAUUGUAUGUUUAUUGUAUGUAAUUUAAGAAUCGUCUGCAUGGCUGAAAUCUAAAACGUGCUCGAACUAGAUUCAAGUAUAGUAGUCGGUUUUCAGCUAAAUUGGGCACUUAAGGUAAACAAAGCCAGAGCCCACAGUGAGUCCAAACCAACAUGCCAGUUAGACGCUUUGGGGGUCACAGGUCUUUGGUCUCUCAUUCUCAGUCCCCAAAGCUGUCCUAUGGUUACACGAAAAUGAACAUUGCCAGAGGUGGCUACCGUGUUUUUUCUGCCAACUCCUCCGCCGCAUGCACCGAGCUGGCCCAGAAGAUAACAGAGCGUUUGGGGGUGGAGUUGGGCAAGUCAGUGGUUUAUCAAGAGUCAAAUUCAGAGACUAGAGUGGAUGUGAAAGAAUCUGUCCGUGGACAAGACAUCUUUAUCAUUCAGACCAUUCCCAGAGAUGUCAACACAGCUGUCAUGGAGCUGCUGGUUAUGGCUUAUGCCCUAAAGACGUCCUGUGCCAAGAACAUCAUCGGGGUCAUUCCCUACUUUCCUUACAGCAAGCAGUGCAAGAUGAGGAAGAGAGGCUCCAUUGUCUGCAAGCUGCUAGCAUCCAUGUUAGCAAAAGCUGGGCUAACUCAUAUCAUCACUAUGGAUCUUCACCAGAAAGAAAUCCAAGGCUUUUUUAACUUCCCCGUUGACAACCUGAGAGCUUCCCCUUUCCUCAUCCAGUACAUUCAGGAGGAGAUCCCAAACUACAGGAAUGCUGUCAUUGUUGCAAAGUCCCCCUCGGCUGCUAAGAGAGCUCAGUCCUAUGCUGAGAGGCUGCGACUUGGGCUGGCAGUGAUACACGGGGAGGCCCACCACUCAGAGUCCGAUAUGGCUGAUGGUCGACAUUCUCCCCCUCUGUCUCGAGCUAUCACAGGACACACUGGCCUGGAGCUACCAUUGAUGAUGGCAAAGGAGAAGCCCCCUAUCAGUGUUGUUGGCGAUGUAGGAGGCCGAAUUGCCAUCAUUGUUGAUGACAUUAUAGAUGAUGUGGAAGACUUUGUUGCAGCAGCAGAAAUUCUUAAGGAGAGGGGAGCGUACAAGAUCUACGUCAUGGCUACACAUGGCUUGCUGUCAGCAGAGGCUCCGAGACUAAUAGAAGAAUCUGCUAUUGAUGAGGUGGUGGUGACCAACACUGUUCCCCAUGAGGUCCAGAAGCUUCAGUGUCCAAAAAUCAAAACCGUGGACGUCAGUAUGAUCUUGGCUGAGGCGAUCAGACGCAUCCACAACGGAGAAUCCAUGGCCUAUCUGUUCCGCAACAUUGCUAUGGAUGACUGAGGCAACACACAUGUACAUUUAGGCUACAUCAUUAAUAAGCACAUACACUGAGGACCAAGAAUCUAGUUUACUUUAAGCUCGGCUUUUAAGCUGUUACAGUUUGUUUUCCUGUUAAUCCUUAGAGAAUAACUGACUCUGUGUAUUGUAUGUUACAUAUGAAACUCAGACUUUGCUUUAUUUCUCUUAUCUGUUACACAGAAGAACUGUAUACACUACUCAAUGGUUUCACUUCACUAAUGUGUCCUUCAUACAGUCUGACAACUUAAAUGUCACAAAUGAUGUAUCACGUGGACCCUCUCAUUACACUGUAGCGCGUGGCAAAUAAAGCUGUUCUUCAUGGGG